ACGGGCUCUUCCUACAAAUUCUAAAAAUAGACAAACAAUGGAUAAUUUGCACACCUGCUUGUGUCUUCCCUCAAUAACUGACCCAUUUCAAUACACUGACCAGUGUCACAUGCACAUUACUGUACAAUUAUGAGCAAUUUACUUCUUUUCUUAAUAUUUUUCACAAUUUUUGCGAAUUUUGAAGCCAGAAUUCUUCAUAGGCCUAGAGACUUCCGAUGCGGUCGGCUUAUAGUUUUUGGUGACAGCCUGUCGGAUGAUGGAGUUGAAGCCGAGGGAGAAAGUCAUGGCUUCCUGAGAAAUUGUAAUGGAAAAGUUUGGCCCGAGUAUGUGAAUGCGAUGCUUGAAUGUGAUAGGUACGUCAACUACGCGUACAGCGGCGCCAAAUCAGGACCCGGGAACUUCUACUUCGAUUCAUUUUCUGGAAUCCAAUGGCAAAUAAAUCAAUUUUUGUCGAAUAACAAAUUUCUUUCCGAUGAUCCCUUGGUUAUUCUGCAAACCGGCGGAACUAUUGAUUUUUUCGGCGGCGAUACAAAUUCCACGGAGGUUGUGGAGAAUAUUCAGCAAACUAUCCAGAAUAUUACCCAGACGAUGUCAACUGGAACCUUGGUUAUUUUAUCGCUUCUGGAUGUUUCCAAUAGUCCAGGUGUGCAGGCAGCUGAAGAUUCAGACAUCCUUCAAGAACGGCUGGGACAUUUGAUCGCCGAGACUAAUCGGCAACUCCACCACAUCGUCCUGGACAGUGACCUGGGCACCCGUCGCCUCAACCCAUUUCUUCGUGUCCGAUUAAUCGAUAUUAAUACAGUCGCGUUGGCAGCUAUGCAAUCAUUGAACACUACCGAACCAUUUACUCAUCAUUCACCGGAUCUCAUUCCCCAAGCAAUCUACAAAUAUGCCUACCAUGACCUCUGGAAUCCGUCGACAAUUGUCCACUACCACAUUGCAAAGGAAAUCGUUCGAAAUCUUCAACAAUUCUAGACUAUUGAUAUUGACUAUUACACCAGUUUUCUGUAUAUUUCUUAAAAUAAAGACAUGUUGGAAAACCCA
Molecule: messenger RNA, 1044 nt
Organism: Caenorhabditis elegans
Lineage: Eukaryota; Metazoa; Nematoda; Chromadorea; Rhabditida; Rhabditidae
Gene: F54F11.1
Product: SGNH_hydro domain-containing protein
Exons: 6
Coding region: 130-975 (281 amino acids)
Molecular function (GO): hydrolase activity, acting on ester bonds
Source: RefSeq, marked reviewed